UUAGAGAGGGAAUGACAUCAAGACCAUAGCUUUUGGAAACUUUGUUUCCCAAAUUACCCGCACAAAAAUCCUAUUUUUCUAACAACCCUCUGAAAACCCACACUUUUCCUCCCUUCUCUCUUCUGUGUUCCGCUUAUUCUGGCGCCACCGACAGCUAUUACUCACUGAACCCACACCUACUCUCUUCCUCUUGCUCUCUCUCUCUCUCUCUCUCUCUCUCUCUUAUCUCUGCCUCAUUUCUUUAGAGGUUGGUCCAAUUCUUCAUCAAUUUCUCUUUCUCUUUCUCUUCCCCUCCAUUUCCAUGUGAAUUUGCAAACCUUGGUUCUCUUCAAUUUCAUGUUUUCAUGCUGUAAUCACUGAAAACAAAAGUUGGGUUCUUCGAUUUCUCAUUGUUUCAGAAGUGGGUUCUCAAGUUUGGGGAUUUUUUACAUUUCUAUAUUUGAUAAUGGUUAAUGCCUAAUCCUGAUCAGGAUUCAGGAAAGCAAUAUCAGUGCAAAGAUAAUCAGAUACUAAACUGCUUAGUGUGUGUUUGUGAGAGAGAAAGAUAAUAGCCAAAAGAGAUCAAGCAUGGAAAUGCCUGAAGCAUAUCCAAUGAAAGGUGGAGAUGGCCUCCACAGCUAUGCCAAGAACUCUUAUUUCCAUAAUAUAUCGAAUUUUGAAACUGGAAAGUGCCAAAGUUUGGUGUUUACUGCUAAAUUUUCUGUUUUUGCAGAGAGGAAUAAUAGAUGUUGCCAAACAAUUUUUGAACGAGGUAAUUGCAGAAAAGCUUGAUAUAGGAACCGUUGUUUCUUCAAAAGCAUUUUGCAUUGCAGAUUUGGGUUGCUCUGUUGGUCCAAAUACAUUUGCCGCAGUGGAAAACAUAAUUGAAGCUGUGAAGUCCAAGUACCAAAGCCAAGGCCUAAAUUCCAAAAUCCCGGAAUUUCAAGUCUUCUUCAAUGAUCAUGUCUCUAAUGAUUUCAACUUGCUGUUCACAUCCCUCCCUCAGGACAAAAAAUACUAUGCAUCAGGUGUGCCGGGCUCUUUCUAUGGUCGCAUAUUUCCUGAGGCUUCUCUUCACUUUGUCCAUUCUUCUUUUUCUGUGCAAUGGCUUUCUGGAGUACCAAAAGAGGUAAAGAACAAAAGCUCUCCUGCUUGGAACAAGGGACAGAUCCAUUACGCAAAUUCUGGAGACGAAGUAAUUCGAGCUUAUAAAGCUCAAUACGAAAAGGACAUGGAUCAAUUCCUGGAAGCCAGAGCACACGAGAUUGUGGUUGGUGGAUUGAUGGUACUCAUGUUUCUUUUCAAUCCUGAUGGAAUUCAUCCUUCUCAAUCUUCAGCAAAUAUGAUGUUGGACCUUAUAGGAUCUUCCCUCAUAGACCUCGUUAAAGAGGGAAAAGUUGACGAGGAGAAAGUGGAUUCCUUUAACGUGCCAAUGUACUUUAUGUCUCCAAAAGAAUUGGAAGCUGCUGUGGAAAGAAAUGGAUGUUUUAGCAUUGAGAGAAUGGAAAACAUACCUCUUCUGUUUCUAACCGGAAAUACUAGUCCUGUUGCCCAUAAAAUCGCAGCUCACAUGAGAGCUGGCAUGGAGGACAUGAUCAAGCAGCAAUUUGGAGAUGAUAUCGUCGACGAGCUCUUUGAUUUGUAUGCUAAGAAAGUUGAUAAGAUAUUUAUCCCCUGCGCGCUUAACUCAUCAAUUAAAGGAGGCAAUUUAUUUGUCAUGCUUAAACGCAAAGCAUGAUCUGUGUUAUGGGAUUAUUAAUUUGUUGUGCUUGAACUGAUCAAACAAGCACAAAUGGUAUUUAUAUAGUUUAUAUAACAAAUGGUAAUUAAUUUGUUUUGUAAGUUUUUAGUAGUUUUAGGGGAUUUUAUAUGAUAUUAAGGGGUUAUCUAUAAACAUCAAAUAGUUCAUGGGAAUUUUGUGUAAUUUAUCCUAUUUUCUAUCCAUAUAGAACAAAUGAUAUUUAUAUAGUUACAUCACAAAUCACAGAGAGAUAGCAACAAAGGAAAGUAAGGAUGGAAUUGUCUGAAGCAUUAGUCGGUGGCACUAUAUUAUCCUUUACCAUUCUUGUUAAUCAUGUACUGCGUAAAUUCAAUGGUUUAUAAUCAUAUGCAUAGUCAUGCAACAUUAUAUUUUGUAUA
Molecule: messenger RNA, 2118 nt
Organism: Ziziphus jujuba (common jujube)
Lineage: Eukaryota; Viridiplantae; Streptophyta; Magnoliopsida; Rosales; Rhamnaceae
Product: loganic acid O-methyltransferase-like
Exons: 4
Coding region: 605-1717 (370 amino acids)
Biological process (GO): methylation
Molecular function (GO): S-adenosylmethionine-dependent methyltransferase activity
Source: RefSeq, a predicted model, not a curated record